CGGGCUCUCCUGAGAGGACUUCUCUCGUCCCUUCGUCCCUCCGCUUUCCCGUUCCCAUGACAGCUGUCCUUCCUUCUUCCCUCCAACUAUCCCGGCUCCCCCACUCCCCAGGAAACUUGUGGGAUCCGAUCUGUAACGGGUGGAGGUGGAGAUGAUGCUUUGGGAUUUGUUGAACUGGGCCAGCAGACUGGAAUUUGCAAUUGCUAAAUAAGACUAGAAUUGUCGAGAACCAGGCAUAUGAUGAACGUCUAGAGAUAAACGACUCUGAAGAGGUUGCAAGUAUUAGUUCUCCAGCCCCAAGACAUCCAGGUCUCCCUCGUUCUUCCAGCCUUCCUAACAAGACUAUGGCUAACAACAGCAGCGAUGAAUACGAAGAGGAAAAUAACAAGGAGAAGAAGAAGACCUCACAGCUGACACCUCAGCGGGGCUUCAGUGAAAAUGAUGAUGAUGAGGAUGAUGACUCAUCUGAAACUGAUUCUGAUGAAGAUGAUGAUGAUGAAGAACAUGGAGCACCUCUGGAGGGGGCCUAUGAUCCUGCAGACUAUGAGCAUCUGCCCGUCUCAGCUGAGAUCAAGGAGCUCUUCGAGUACAUCAGCCGGUACACACCGCAGUUGAUUGAUCUAGAUCACAAACUGAAACCUUUCAUUCCUGAUUUUAUCCCAGCUGUUGGGGAUAUUGAUGCAUUCUUAAAGGUGCCACGUCCUGAUGGAAAGCCUGACCACCUUGGCCUACUGGUAUUGGAUGAACCGUCAACAAAGCAGUCGGACCCUACAGUGCUUUCACUCUGGUUAACAGAAAAUUCGAAGCAGCAUAACGUAACACAACACAUGAAAGUAAAGAGCCUGGAAGAUGCAGAAAAGAAUCCCAAAGCUAUUGACACCUGGAUUGAGAGCAUCUCUGAGUUACACCGUUCUAAGCCCCCUGCAACUGUGCACUAUACCAGGCCCAUGCCCGACAUUGACACACUGAUGCAGGAGUGGUCCCCAGAGUUUGAAGAGCUUCUGGGCAAGGUGAGUCUACCCACGGCGGAGCUCGAUUGCAGCCUGGCUGAGUACAUUGACAUGAUCUGUGCCAUCCUAGACAUCCCUUUCUACAAGAGUCGGAUCCAGUCCCUCCACCUGCUCUUUUCCCUCUACUCAGAAUUCAAGAAUUCACAGCAUUUUAAAGCUCUUGCUGAAGGCAAGAAAGCAUUCACCCCUCCAUCUAAUUCUGCCUCCCAGCCUGGGGACACAGAUACACUAACUUUCAUCUAAGCUGCCUUCUGGGGCUUUGCUUUCAACUGAGAUGAAGAUGUGGGCCUUGUGGGCGGCUUAACAGCUGCCUGUUCCACAGCUGCGCUCUGGCAGCAUGUGUCCUGCCACCUGUCUGAAAGGGCAGGACACACAUCUGCUAAGGGGCUACACAUCUCCGAUUGCCUUUCCAAGGAGGUGUGCAUCCCCCCACUGAGGGCAUCUGAAUUAGAGCUGGAUGAGACCCCAUGGAACACAGUUUGGGAGGGAAGCUUAAAAUAUGUGCUUUAGUUAACUAGAAGUGAUUUUACAAAUAAAAUGUUCUGUCUGGUUGUGGUAGAA
This is a messenger RNA of Nannospalax galili (Upper Galilee mountains blind mole rat), 1571 nucleotides long. RefSeq names its product intraflagellar transport 46 (gene Ift46). Lineage: Eukaryota; Metazoa; Chordata; Mammalia; Rodentia; Spalacidae. The coding region runs from base 345 to 1253 and encodes 302 amino acids. Gene Ontology annotation, biological process: cilium assembly; intraciliary transport. The transcript has 12 exons. The record is from RefSeq and is a predicted model, not a curated record. Gene Ontology annotation, cellular component: intraciliary transport particle B; motile cilium; centrosome.